This is a messenger RNA of Pygocentrus nattereri (red-bellied piranha), 4996 nucleotides long. It is a transcript of the gene nudt13, whose product is annotated as nudix (nucleoside diphosphate linked moiety X)-type motif 13. Bases 559 to 1593 code for a protein of 344 amino acids. Gene Ontology annotation, molecular function: hydrolase activity. NCBI's taxonomy places the organism in Eukaryota, Metazoa, Chordata, Actinopteri, Characiformes, Serrasalmidae. The record is from RefSeq and is a predicted model, not a curated record. The transcript is spliced from 9 exons.
CCAACAAGUUAGCCUGAAUGCCCGGAUGAGGCGGCGGCAUCUGAUUCGCCCAGAUGGCCUCCACGUUGCUCCACGGGAUAUGUUGUUCGUGGACUACAGACGGACUACAAAACAAACAGCAAGUCUUAUAUCUUUCCGUUUUUGACAAAAUAUCUCAACCUUUCGUGUGUCUUGAGUAUAUAUGUUCACAGGGACUAAUCCGGGAUCCUGACAGGAGAUAGCUAGACUGAAAACCUCAUCAUAAAGGACAAAGCCGGCGUAUUCCCUGGCUUCUUCUUCGAAUUUUCCCGUGCCACCUUAAACGGUGCAGCAGGAACGUUCUGGCGCUUGAAGGGCGAUUGUGACUGCCUCACCAUUUAAGGUGGAACAGGAAAAUACGAAUAAGAAGCUGGCUAAUAGGUGGCAAACUUCAGCCUCGUGUAUAAAGGACAGUUUUUGAGGAGUGAACAGUGGGGGACAUACUGGACUGUACUGGGCUGCGGUUCGCUGUGGUUCCACAAGCCUUCAUAAGGCAGUAAGACCUGCAGAACCAGGCCUGUCCACUGUAGAUCCAAAGGAAUGCAGUCACUGAGGUCUCUGUUGAAGCCAAAGCUGCCAAAGCUGGUGACCCCUCAGCCCUUGUCCAGCUAUGUGUCCCGGAUAAGAUAUCUGAUGAAGCUGAAGGAGGACGAUGAAGCGUGCCGGGAGGCCCUCAAAUCUGGAAGCCUGCUGCUUUACCACAAACUCGCUCCUCUGCUGCAGAAGAAGGAGAAAGGCAUCUAUCAGCUGCCACGUCUGAGGACUCCAGAUGUCAAACGAAUCCUGGAGAAGCUCGGCCGAGACAAAAAGCUCAUCAGCGAGGCUGUUCUCAUUAGUUGUCCUGAGACUGCUGAGCCUUGUUUCUGUCUGGAUGUGGGUGAUUUACAGAAGAAUAGCAUGGAACAGCUUUGUGGUGGUGUUUUCAUGGACCUUCGAACAGCCUUCCUUAUGCUUACAGUACCAGAAACCACAUUGGUGGCUAAAGGUCAGGCCCUCUUGAGGUGGCAUCAGACGCAUGGCUUCUGCAGUGCGACUGGACAGCCCACGGUUCGGAAUCAGUCUGGCAGCCAGAGAGUGUCUCCUAAUAGCGGCAUCACCUACUACCCCCAAAUGGCGCCGGUAGUGAUCGUUUUGGUGUCUGAUGGGAAUAGGUGUCUGCUGGGCCGUCAGCGCUCCUUCCCACCGGGCAUGUACAGCGCACUGGCGGGCUUCUGCGACCUGGGGGAGACGCUGGAGGAGACUCUGCGGAGGGAGGUGGCUGAGGAGGUGGGACUGGAGGUGGACACGCUGCAGUACUCGGCCUCGCAGCACUGGCCGAUCCCACAGAGCUCCUUCAUGCUGGCCUGCCACGCUACGGUUAACCCAGACAAAACACAGGUGGUUCUGAACAAGGCCGAGUUGGAGGACGCUCGUUGGUGUAGUCUGGAGGAGGUCCUGGCUGCACUGCAGGUUAAGUACCCACCCAACAAACCUGGCGCGACUCCGCCGGGCUUCUGGGUGCCUCACGGUUUCGCUAUAGCCCAUCGCCUCAUCCAGGAGUGGGCCGACCAGCAGCAGCACCUCGAAAAGAAAUAGCACAGGGCUCAACGUGGGACACAGCUGGAACAGCAUCUACAUCAUCAACCUCGGUCCACUUUUUACUACACACUGACUACUUCAAAAUCUGCUAAAUCAGAAAGCAGAGAGGAGAUGAAAGUGCCUAAAACACUAAAAUUACAGUUUAGCCCCUCAGAUAUGCUGUAGGGCUAUAGGUGUUUAGCUGGAGAUGCUGAAAUUCUGAAAGCUUCACUAUGUUCCUUUAAAAUUUAAGAAAGUAGCUUUAUUAAGCUUCCUUUCAGUACCAGUACCAAUACCCGAUCCUUUAGUAUCAACUGAUACCGAGUACUGAUACAGAUACUAACUCUAUCUAACCUAACUCACGUAUAUCGUUAUUAAUAUUUCUAAACAUUUUAUUUUGGUCAAAUCUAUGUUCUAUGCAUCAAAUAAAACACACUCAAAUUCGCUAGGUGGCAUUUAGUUGUUGGAUUAUAUUUAUACGAUGCUUAAAAAAACAUUUAGUUGAUUUACUGUAUAUAAUUAGUAUUUAAUAUUAUAUAAUGAAUAAUAAGAACCAUUUAGCAACUUAAGAAAGAUAUUUUAUGUUUACUUGUGCAAAGCAGUUAAAAACAGAGCUGAACAGUAUGUAGAUAAACCUGUGGUGUUUACACAGCAGCUUCUCUGGCUCAAAAACGGAGCCGAAUGCUGUUUCACAUUCAAAUUUCUCAAGUCGUUUGCCUCGUACGUGCGUCUUGUUCACUUGUGCUGCUUCUCUGAGCGUCAGUUCAGUAAAUAUCACCGUUGUUCAUGCAUCAUUUUUAGCAAGUGGUUUUACUGGCUUGGUUGAAGCGAGACUCCACUGCCGAGUGAUACAGCUGGCUGAUGGAGUCGAACCGCAGGCGGGCCUAGUAGAUACACAGACCUGGCUAACAGGCUGCUAUGCUGAAGGCUAAAUCAAGGCUAAAGGUUCUUUAUGCAGAAAGUCUGGCGGUCCCGUCUGCUCUCUUAAUAACAUAAACUCAGACUGUAAGUGACCAAACAGCGCCAGAUGAGUGAGUACUGAAAGCAGCAGCUCAGCCAAUCAGGUACGCGGUUCCGUUAGCACUUUAUUAACACCAAAAACUGCUGUUACAGCAUUUUUACUGCUGCUCGUGGUCCCACCCUGCCGACAUGGUGUUAAGUUCCACCCACUGGUACGUAUGCCUGUGUCAGAAAUGGCUUCAUCACCAAUACUGAUACUGCGUUUAAGUGCCAGUAUCAGCACCGAUACCUAGGGCUGGGUGAUGUUAUCACAUUAAAAAAUGUAUCGAUACAUAAACCGAUAAAUGUCAAAUUGUUAUUUCUUUCAAGCUUGAAGUCUGAUUUUUUUUUUUGGGGUGGUUAAUUGCUGUUUUAAACUAUUCUUUAUGGUCAGAACAUGACAAACACUCACCAACCAGUAGAAUAUUUCACCAAUCUGUCAUGGCUGAGUGGGAGAACGUUCAGGUCAGCUGUUUUUACCAACUGGAACAGCACGGCUGCAAUUUUCGUGAUAUUUAUAAUGUAAGAAAGCAAUUAAUUUCUAGUUGUCUGGCUACAAGUGCUGAACCGUUUAUUUUCUCAAUACUGUCACCUUAAUAUGAACAGACAUUAGUUGGCUCGGUUAAUCAAUGAUGGCCCACACUGCAAUCACUCCGACCACAUCCAUGUCGGAGCACAUCACAGUAUUCAAACACCAGCUAGCAACGACUGGACUUCUGUGGUCUACCAUAGUAAUUGGAAGGUGGAAGAACCGCAAUGUAUCUGACGCUCGCAGUGUAUUAGCAUUGACUGCGGUGUGAUUUUUCUCACAUUACACAAACAACACGCCCCUUUUAGGUAUGUUUAAACUGAAUUCAGUGCUAUUUUGUUCUUGUUUUAUCUACAGUAACAUCAGUUCGGCCGUGAAAGAGCACUGCUUCAAGCUAGCCAGCUGCUAAAAACAGUUAGCCUUUGAAGCUAGUGUUCCCCCGCUCUCCAGUGCCACUUAUCUCAUCGCUCACACUUGGAUCAGGUUAGGAGUUUAUCAACACGUCGUACGUCUUUACGUAUCAACACAUGCGUUUUGGCUCAAAAAGAAGGUCCGGCUCGAUUUUUUUAGGUCUCAAAUGACCUCAAAAUCAACAUCAUACUGAUGAAGAUAAGAUGACAAUGGUAGAUAAUGCUCUUACUUCCUCAGACGCAUCUUUAAAUUCUCUUUCAGUCAUCAGACACAUCUGCUCAGGGAAGGGGACCGAAGCACAACCCACAGUAUAAAAUGUAUCAAUUCCCCAAAUCUUACAUAGUGCAGCUUCAAAUUUCAAUAGAAAGGACUGUUUAAUAUGGCUUGGUACUGUGGAUGUGAAAAUGAUUCAGAUUCAUUUACACUGAUACAUUCUAAAUAAAGAUUCUUUAAGGGUUCUUUAGCAAAAACAGUAGUUCUAUACAGAACCAUGAAGUCGCUCAACCAUCUGCAUGCUUAAAAUGUUCUUUGCCUGGUGAACUGAUUCUUCAAAUUGAUGGAGAAUAUGUGAUGUGUGGUAUAUGGAUCUAGAUAGGCGCUUUUUGACGAUGGUCCUAUAUAGCACCAAAAUUGGGUUCUAUUGUUAAGGUUUCAAGCUUGUUGUUACAGUAGAAGAACCAUUACUGGUGCUUUAUAGAACCAUUUUUUUAAAAGGCCUCUAUAUACAACCCUUUCACCAUGCAAAGAGCCUAUUUUAGCAUGCAAGUGUCUCUUUGAGUGCUCAUGGUUCUGUGUAGAACCACUGUCUCUCGUAAAGAUCCCAUCUUCUUAAGGAGUGUAACAGAGCAUUACUGGGUCCAGUCUUUUUAUGCUAGACCUUCUGUGAUCUGUGCAGUGUUUCAGGCCCUAAACUGAAUCAAAGAACGCGGCCUGUAACUGUAGCUGUGAUAGCUUUAGUGUGGUGGUGAUUGUAAUGACACAGUUAUUAUGUAGGAUUUUAGUUUGACACUACUGUCUAAAAUUAGGGGAAAAAAUCGAAUUGAAAUGCUGAUUCUUAGAACUCAAUUCAGAGAAAACUGUGAUCAACUAGGCCCCUUUGCUUCAUAUACUAAAGCUGAGAAAGAAACCUGGGUGUAAUCCUAGAUCAUGAGCUCUGUUUCGUCUGUUUUGAGGAACUUAUUCAUUUGCUCAUAACUGUAAUGUUCAUUUUGUUGGACCUCCUAUGAAAAUAGUAAGUCCUUUACAACCAAAGCUACGUUCACAUUACAAGCCUCAUUGCUCAAGUCUGAUCUCUCUGACACGGUGGUUCACACUGGUUUAGGAAAGUGACUGAAAUCUGUCAUUAAUGUGAACAAACCCGCGUCCUGAAAUGACCCACAUGCACAUGUCCUACUCAGUCACGUCACAUGAAUGAAUCACGAGCAUCAUCAGCUCAAAGUAACGUUCAGAACGAGCUUCGCUGAGAAGAUCAUUAACUCAGCU